CUGGACGAAACGGCAACGAUGGGAGAAAGGGACAGCAAGGUCCACCAGGCCCAGGUGGACGGCCGGGAAUGCCUGGAGCAGCUGGACGGGAAGGUUUGAGGGGCAAACCAGGACCAGAAGGACCAGCAGGUAUCCCCGGAGAAACUGGUGAAUCAGGCACACCUGGGACUCCCGGACUCAAAGGCAACCAAGGUCCUCCGGGCAUGCGCGGUCCACGUGGUUUAGUCGGUAAUAUCGGACCUACUGGACGUGACGGAGAGAAGGGAGAUAUUGGAAAUCGCGGUCGACCAGGUGAACCGGGAAAUCCUGGAGCGAAAGGAAUUACGGGUCGUCCAGGAAAUACCGGUGCAAGGGGAGAUCGUGGACGGAAAGGCACCGCAGGAAUUGAUGGUCAACCGGGCAGAGAGGGACGAAGAGGGGAGAGGGUAAGUGUGCAAUAGUAAUUUAAGAGCCUCGAAUUUUUUUCCUACGGGGACUUAAA
This is a messenger RNA of Orbicella faveolata, 481 nucleotides long. RefSeq lists its product as uncharacterized. Gene Ontology annotation, molecular function: peptidase inhibitor activity; extracellular matrix structural constituent conferring tensile strength. Gene Ontology annotation, cellular component: extracellular region. Gene Ontology annotation, biological process: extracellular matrix organization. The record is from RefSeq and is a predicted model, not a curated record. NCBI's taxonomy places the organism in Eukaryota, Metazoa, Cnidaria, Anthozoa, Scleractinia, Merulinidae.